AUGUUCAACAGGAAUUCCAAUGGCUCCUCUCUUUUCGGGAACGUAAAUACCUCCACACCGACGUCGACACCAGGCCCUAACACUGCUGCUGGCUCCAAUGCACAGUUCAUGCAAAAACCUACUGUGUCCGGUGGAAUGUUUGGGGCACCAAAUGGUAAUCUGUCUGGUACAAUGGCCAACUCUACGCCGAGUCCCUCUACUACUUUGUUCAAUAGAAAUCCACCGGCAAACCAAACUGGUACUGGACUGUUUGGCAACAGCAGCCAGCAGCAACAAACAAACCAGAGUGGUACAGGGCUAUUUGGUAACGGUAACCAGCAGCAACAAACAAACCAGAGUGGUACAGGGCUGUUUGGCAACAGCAACCAGCAGCAGCAAACAAAUAACCAAACAAAUGGUCUAUUUGGAAAUAAUUCCACCAACUUUUCCACAACUGGCGGGCUCUUUGGUAACAAAACUGGUGGACCCACUACCUUACAAACUAAUACGCCUAAAAGUACUGGGCCUUCAUUGUUUGGAAACUCUAACACAAACAAUCAAGGGACUGGGUUAUCUGGAGGUCCUAAACCAGCCACAGGUGGAUUAUUUGGGAAUAGUGCCAAUACCGGCGCAUUAGGGGGGUCUGGAGGACUGUUUGGUGGUAACCCUACAAAUGCAGUGAAUAGACCAUUCGGUACCAACUCUUCCAACGUAGGAAAUCCGUUAUUAGGAAACUCAGCUGCAGUUAAAGCGGAAACUAACCCUUAUGGUAUCAACGUGAACAGUGGACCUACAAAUAAUGUGCCGUUUUCAAGUGCAAGUAUACCAGCAUCAAUUACCUCUUCAUUGAAUGGGGAAGUUUCUCAAAAACGUCAGAACCGUUCUGACUUUGAUAAUACCGCUAACACAGGGUAUAGAAGAUCGUCUUGGAUGUCUUCAAGUAAUAGCAUCCCGAAGCCGACGGUCAAUAUGCCUCAUUCAAACUUGUUCAAUAAAUUGAGCUCAAGGUUGAAUUCUUCCGAUAAGCAUUCGGCCACCAGAGGUAUCUUUUCUCAAAGCUACGGUAAAUCGUGGUCAGGGAACGAUUAUUCUCGCGAUUCUGACUUAUUGUCUGCUAGAAAGGAUUUCUCGAUGAAUAAGUCUGGUUUACUGACCUCUGAUAGAGAGGGUAUCACUCAACUGCGGAGACUAAAAAUAGAUCCAAACAGGAGUGCUGCUAAGAAAAUAAAGCUUUUCUCUGGAAAUGCUGUGGUUACUCAGGACCACCACGACUCUUUUGAUUUGGAUGAAAAAAAUGAGGAUCGCGAAGUAACAAAUAAUACGAAUAAUAACUCAGACAAUGAUAACAACGACGUUCCUCACAAAAACCAAGGUCCAAGUGAACAUUUACCUAAAGAAAGUAAUUCUCCAGACAUUGGAGCAGAUAUUAAUGUUGUUGGUCAAAAAUCGAGUGAAUUGAGCACUGAUUAUUGGUGUUCGCCCUCUGUUGCAAUCUUGAAAGAUCUGACAGUCUCGCAGUUAUGCGCAGUUCCAAAUUUUGUCAUUGGCAGAAAGGGCUACGGUAGCAUCACUUUCAACACAGAUGUCAACUUAACUGACUUUGCACCUAAUUUUGCAGAUGAGUUGUUUGGCAAGACUGUAAUUUUUCGGCAAACAAAAACGGUUGAAGUUUAUCCUGAUAGCAACCGCAAACCACCCAUUGGUUAUGGUUUGAAUGUUUCUGCCACAAUCACCCUUGAAAAUGUUUAUCCAGUUGACAAGAAAACAAAAACCCCAAUCACCGACCCCUCUAAAACUAACGAAGUGCAUCUCUUAAUAAAAAGACUUGGAAAUAUGAGCGAUAUGGAGUUUAUUUCUUACAAUCCCUUUGGUGGUGUAUGGACUUUCAAAGUUAAACAUUUCAGUAUAUGGGGAUUGGUGAACGAAGAGGACGUAGAAGUAAGUGAUGAAGCGGUUGUUGAAAUGUUAAAAAAGGAACAAAAUUCAAAACUUGGUACUGACCGAACACAGAGAAACUUGGCUCAGUCUAACCAAACUGUGACAAAUGAAAAUCAUUUCAGUGGUAAACAAUCUUUCGAUCCCAGUAUGCUAGAGAAGCGUGACGUUCCAGACAACUCGCAGCUCAUGAUACACCCAGAAUUCGAUGACGACUACAUGAUAGAUGAGAAAGAAUAUGAACCGGACGUGACUGAACAUGAUUUUGAGGGUCUACAAGCAGAUCCAAUGUUGGCAACAUCCCGUGAUUGGGUUGAACAGCUCACACUUGCAGGGUCCUCUUCAAAAACGAUAUUUGGAAAAAUGAUGUCAAACCCAAAGGCGAUCGGUUAUGGUCAGGUGAGUGACAUGCUUUUAGAGUAUAACAAAGAGCUUGAAACAGACAAAAAAAUUACAAGCGAGUUGAGGUUGAGUACUAGUAGCAAGUUUGCCAAAGUUCUCGACAAUAAUUUUGUUUUACUAAAGGACAUACGUACAAACUCGGGCACUGCAGUUUGUGAGUUGCUUGGCUUAUCCAGCAAACAAAGUGUGUUGCAAACCAGCAUCAAUCCAGACCAACUUAAACUUUCAGAGAUAACUUUACGAUCUGACAACGGUUACCCAAGCAUAGCGAAAUUUUCACUGGAAUUUAAGAACUUGUUGGAGCAUGCAGGCAAAAACAAUAAAAUGUAUAAAAUAUGGCAACUCUGCUCCAUUUUGUUUGAUCCGAUCUCAUUCCCUUUUGAAGUUUCCAAUUCCAGUUCUGCCAAGCCACUUUUGAAAAGAUAUAGAUAUGAAAAACUAUGCCAGUGGUUAGUGGAGCAAAUCAAACCAACAUUUGAUACAAGUAACAAUCACAAUGCAUUUCCGGCUCAAAUGAUAUUUACUCACCUGAUAAUGAAUGAUGUCAUUUCUGCAUCUAGAACAGCGCUUGAAAGCCAAAAUGGGCAUUUGUCUAUUUUGUUGACAUACUUAGACUCUAACAACCCUCGUGUUCGUGAAUUGGCCGGUGAACAAUUGGCUGUAUGGGAAGCAAGUGGACAUUUUAUCGAUUCGGAUAUCAUUCGUAUUUAUCAGCUUUUGAGCGGGACCUUAUUUGAAGAUAAAGUUGAGAUUGAAAAACUGUCUGAAGAAUAUGGCUGGCUCUCUGUCGUUGCAUUGCACAUUUUUUAUGGGACAAUCGAUGAACUGUCACUUGAGGAACUCGUCAAGCAAAGUAUUUCGAGCCUCGUGGUCGAAGAGAAGAAUCUAAUCUACUGUGUUUUGGACCUAUAUGGAGAAGAGCAUGACAUCGAACAGUUACUGAUUAGUUAUAUGGUUGACAAUCAUAUCUCAGAUAUUCAAUUCGUGUGGUACAUGGUCCAGCUGUUGAACUUUGGUAGCUCACGGACCUUUUCCAAUGCCUUCUGCGAUAAAAUAACGUUGCAAUUUAUAGAUCAGCUUAAAAUUUCGCAGCUAGAACUGGAGGCACUGUAUGUGUCAUAUUUCCUGAAUGAUGACCUUUGUGCAAGACACCAUAUCGACUCUAUUGUGUACCGGAAACUGCCAGCCAUAUGGACAAUAGACGAAAGAGAAUACUUAGAUCUAUUCAAACUUCCUGAACACUUGGUCUUCAAGGCAUUGGCUCUGAAGGAGAAAUACGACGGUAACUUUAUUGCUGCUGUUGGGUACAUGUUGCAAGCCAACUGCUUCAGCCAGGCUAGACGGGAUAUUAUCUCCCGCGUCGGACCGUACUUCAUUCUAACAUUCCAACAAACAGGAGACAGAACAAACCUUGAGAAACUGAAUGAUGUUCUGACUAGAUUUUCAAAUGAAGAAAGGGAAAAUUGGGAAUAUGACCUCUCGGUGUUCGAGCAAUUUGUUCAGUUCGCUCUUGCAGAAAAGCCAGACUUGAAAAAAGUCCACUCCAUAAAGAACGGUGUGAAACUGCUGUAUCAAAAUAACAAACAUUGUAGGUAUAUUCCAGCCUGUUGUGAUGUUAUCUUGAAAACCAUAAAAAACAUCGAAAGGCAAUAG
Huiozyma naganishii CBS 8797 is the source of this 3969-nucleotide messenger RNA. It is a transcript of the gene NUP145, whose product is annotated as nucleocytoplasmic transporter NUP145. Gene Ontology annotation, cellular component: nuclear pore cytoplasmic filaments; nuclear pore. Gene Ontology annotation, molecular function: structural constituent of nuclear pore. Gene Ontology annotation, biological process: RNA export from nucleus; post-transcriptional tethering of RNA polymerase II gene DNA at nuclear periphery; protein import into nucleus. NCBI's taxonomy places the organism in Eukaryota, Fungi, Ascomycota, Saccharomycetes, Saccharomycetales, Saccharomycetaceae. The record is from RefSeq and is a predicted model, not a curated record. Bases 1 to 3969 code for a protein of 1322 amino acids. The transcript has a single exon.